GCGGCGCCAGCCAUGUCAGAGUCAGCAGAGAAACCCGCUGAAGACGGUGUACAACCACUACAACCACAAACCACCAGUGCUACUUCAGCACCGUCUGAUCGCAUCGAACUCAUAUCCCGCGCCCGCACGUUCCUGAGCGCUCCCGAGAUACGAUCUCAAGACUUGGAUGCGAAGGCUACCUUCCUCUCAGAAAAGGGCCUUACAAGCAGCGAGAUCGACCGUCUGCUGCGCGAGCUGCCUCCACCAAUCCCACCGCGGACAUAUCCUCCUUCCCCACCUUCCGCGCUACCCAGCCUACUCUUAGGCGUCGCAAGGGUGUUUACAUGGAUAACUGGAAGCUCUGCAAUCGUUUUUUUGAUUUACUACCGCUAUCUGCUCCCACGUCUCUCCAAAUCAUAUGAAGCGCGCUUGGCACUACGAAACCACCAGCUUUCCCUCCUCUUGCGCCUCAGAGACUCUGCAGAGCGACUCAAGUCAGAGCAAUCCCAAUCCUACAAGGAGUUCCCUCGUCUCUUCAAGUACCACGAAGAAGAACCAUUCGCAAGCUUUGAGACAUUGGACGAUGUGAUCGCACACGUGCAACUGUCACGAUCGAGCACACCGAGAGGCGAGGUGCCAGAAUUGACGAUCCUUCGGUGCGGACUGACUGAAUUAGCCCGGUCAAAAAACGGAGGCAGAGGUGGCAAUAAUAGCCAUGAUUCACUUUCGGUGUCAACGGAAGAACUCAUUUCCUACCUGGAAAGCAAGUUGCCGUGGAUCUCGGGGGAGCAAGAGCAGGGUGCCCAGCAUCAGGCUCUGCUGUGGAAAUUCUUGACUACGUGCCCAUUAUUCACAUCGUCACCGCCACCAUCAAGCGAGAGCUUAAGCGAUGCUAGAACUGUACCUCCACCUCCACACCCCUCCCACCUCCUCUGGAAAUACACACCUGCAACCCCACCACCUGUACCUCCUAUCAUUGCUAGCCUCUCCAAGCUCCGAUUAACUUUACCUCGCAAGCCGCAAUAUAAGUCCGACGCUAGCACUGUUCCAUUUAUGUCAGCAUCACAGACGACGCUCCCUACCCCGUUCCAACGAACCCUUCAAGUUCUAUCGGACUUCACGGGCUACAUAACAACCCAAACGUACUCCCUUGGUAUGUUGUCCUCUACAGCGCCAUCAUCGGUUAUCCGGGGAACAGCGGCUGCGGGUGAUUCAGUGCAAGAGGAUGAGAUACGUCGCGAAAUUCGGGCCCUGAAAGGCUUGGUGUUGAACAGGAGAUCAUUCCUGCCUACCAGUAAUGGAAACGGUACUGGGACUCUUCCAGGGGGAAAUUAGGACGGCCUUCCAGCGAGUCAAGGAGGGUGGCCGCAACCAGAUAUUGUAUCUACAUGAACCCAUCUUGGCAAGUUGCUCACAGCAGAUGACGAAAUAAUAGAAAUAAAU
Messenger RNA from Pisolithus orientalis, 1422 nucleotides. RefSeq lists its product as uncharacterized. Gene Ontology annotation, cellular component: peroxisomal importomer complex; peroxisomal membrane. Gene Ontology annotation, biological process: protein import into peroxisome matrix, docking. The record is from RefSeq and is a predicted model, not a curated record. NCBI's taxonomy places the organism in Eukaryota, Fungi, Basidiomycota, Agaricomycetes, Boletales, Pisolithaceae. The transcript has 5 exons. Bases 13 to 1314 code for a protein of 433 amino acids. Gene Ontology annotation, molecular function: signaling receptor binding.